UCUUUGUCACAUACUGUUAAGAGAACACAAGUUAGAAGUUUUCAGUUCUUUAUUUCAUUCUAGUAACAGUGUGGAAAGUGGAAUAUUGCAGAUUUUCAUCCCCUCAGAAAAUACAAGACAGAACUGUAAACUGGCACUUAACAACUUGCCAAGGUAAGAAAACCAAUAAAAUGAAAGCAACAAUCCAAUGUGAACACCACAUUUUCAUCUUUUUUAUUGGAAACCUUUUUCUCAUGACUGCUCAGACACAGACAACAAACACAAACUUAGCAAACAGCAACAGAGUAACAAAUUCUGCAGCACAGAAUCAGAGUUCAGUGGAGAAAACAGCGACACCAGAAGCACUGAACAAAGAAACUAGGCAUGAAAGUGCUACUGAUGUGGGGUAUACAACAGAGAUAAUGGAUCCUUCCACAGGAAAAGCUUUAAAUUCAGGAUGGCACUUAUCAACUGUGUUAAAUCCAACAUAUAAAACCCAAGAUAAUAGCAUAAAUACAAGCAAGAAGCCUAUAAAUGCAACGUCUGGAGAAAAGCAUUAUUUUACCAAAACAAACAUAACACCAACUGAGAAUGUCCUAAGAGUGACCAGCACAAUAACUUCUACAUUCCACAACCUUUUGAAACAUUCCACAGGAAAUACUGAAACGUCACUCAUAAAAACGAAAAUGCAAACAAAUUAUACAGUUCAUCCACCGAGACUACCUACAACAACAGUCUUUAGAACUAAGGAUAACAGGGAAGAUAACAAGACCCUAUGCCUAGAAAAAACUAACAAAAGUGAACUAGUAAUAUGUUUAAUUAUAAUAGGAGUAUUAGCAAUAUUAUGUACUGUUCUGUUAAUAUCUACUGUUGUUCUGAAAAAUCAACUGUCUAAUUUUAAGAAAGCAAAUCAUAAAGUGCGCCAGGCAAGGAGUAAUGCUGAUUUUCUUACCCGUACUAGCCUAUGGCCAGCUGGAUCUGACACCUGGAAUAUGAGGUCCAAUUUAUCAGAAUCCAGCACAAUGCUGGAAGAAGUCGACCCCAAAACAGUCACUCUAGAAAAUAUGCAUGCAAGACAAAAAGAAACUUCUAUCAACACAGAUGGGAACAAACACACAAAGGAAAGCAAGGCAGUGGAAGUUGAGAGAGGACAGACUAAUGCUUCUGCAAGUUUUGUGCUUGAAAUUUAAAUACUAAUAAGACAGAAUAUAAAUUCCAGCAUACUUCAUAGUCAGCGCACAGAACAAGCUGUUGCAUAAUACUGAAAAAAAUUACCAGCACCAUAUGAAAGUAAAAGUUUUGCAAAAAUAUACAGCUCAGUGCUAUUAUUUAGCAAUGAGAUUAAUGUGAUUACCUAUACGUAUUUGGAAUUAUUUUGUUCAGAAUGUAUAUAUGUCUGCAGAAUCCUUAUCAGCAAUUCAAAAAAGUUUUUUUUUAAAUUAAAGGCUGUAAUCUGCUGCUUUUUAACUGAAACCUGCACUAAAUUGUUACUGACGUCCUCUUGCAACAAUAUAUUUUUAAGUACUA
Molecule: messenger RNA, 1506 nt
Organism: Protopterus annectens (West African lungfish)
Lineage: Eukaryota; Metazoa; Chordata; Ceratodontiformes; Protopteridae
Gene: EVI2A
Product: ecotropic viral integration site 2A
Exons: 2
Coding region: 171-1169 (332 amino acids)
Cellular component (GO): membrane
Source: RefSeq, a predicted model, not a curated record